CAGCGCCCCCAAGCGACAAAAAUGCUAGCCGGCCAUGAUGUGAUUGACUUCAGCUGAUGAAUCCGUGGUGCACGUAAAGCUAGCUAGAGUGACUGAUGAGAGAUGGCCAACGCUGCACAGACAGUCGACUCCCUUUUGGCCUCCCUUGUAGGCAUGGGCUUUGAGUUGGAUCGUUGCCAAGCAGCAGUGAAUUGUGGGAAACUCACCGUUAACGACGCUGUGGAGUGGUUACUGCAGGGUCACGGUGCUGAAGAUACAAUCCCAUCACGUUCAGCACCCACACUGAGUCUCAAUCAACCAUCUCAGGCCGGACCAGCAACCCAAUCUAGCGAUGCCAGCUACCUUCCCUUCAGCUUACCGCCCGUAUCAGCCCCAUCAUCAGACCCUCCAGGAGACUCCCAUCAAGGUCUCACACAUCCCGCCGUCCCACCGACGUCAGACGAGAGCAGGUUUCAGCAGCAGGACGUCGUGAGUCGGUUCUCCCUGUCGGAGAAGAAGAGACAGGACAAAGAGAGAUGGGAGAAGGAGCAGAGAGAAAAGGCUGCCGUGGAAGCUCGGCAGGCCAGACUGCAGGCGAAACAGGCGAGGAGUAACAUCUUAAAGAACAUCGAAGCCGAUAAGGAGGCCAGACACCAGCAUGGCAAGCUACCAACAAGCCUCCAGCCUGAGACCUCCGUGGGGACAACUCCCCCUACUCAGCCUGCCGCUACUGCCGCGGAACCUCCUGGGGGCGCUAAAAUGGAGGCAUCCCAACGGGCGACGGCUUCUCAAGAGUCUAAGCCAAUGCCCAGCGCUCCAACCAUGUGCAUGCUCCAGGUCCGAUUACCUUCAGGGCAGAGCAUGCGAGAGAAGUUCCCUUCUACUGCCACUCUCCAAACUGUGGUGGAUUUCAUCAAGAGUCAACACUCGGACCUGAUUCACAUUAAUCUCAUACAGCCGUUUCCGCACAGGUCAUUCACCUCCAGAGAGCUGGACUCAACGUUAGAAGAACUCAAGCUGACGCCAACUGGCAACCUGGUUGUAAAGCUGGGAACAGCAGAGCCCGCUGCAUUGCAACAAGAAGCCCAAAGCCUGCCUGCCGCGUCACCUGACCGAGAGAGCCAACCCCAGCCAACCAAUCAGCAGCAACCGCCUCCCUCCCUGUCUCAACUCCUCCCACACCAUCCCCCGCCCCCUGCCCCGCCUCACCACCGAUCCCAAUCAAGCCAUCACAGCUGGGGGCAUGGCCAAGCCCUGAGCCCCGGUGACGACAGCAGUCCAGCCAAUGAGGAGCAGGAGGAGGAGCCUAUGGAAGUAGGCGGGGCCAGAGUGGACUUUGAUGACUUAGGAGGAGCCAUGGAUGAUGAAGAGAUGAUGGGUGUGGACGAGGCAGGAGUGGGAGGGGCUGAGGAAGCCAUGCUUUGGGGUGGCCCCGCCCCCCAUCCACAUCCCAUGGGAGCAGCAGGGAGAGCACACCACGACUGGGGUGACGGCAAUCGUCUCAUCGAUGGCAGACGACCUUUGAACUUCAACUACGGAUUUGGCCAGCAGGGAGAACAGGGUGACGUGGAGGAGGCACCCAGCCCACAGAGAGCAGCUGCAGCAGCAUUGUCGCGUUUGGCGGCUGCAGCUCUCUCCCAAGCCCAGAGCCCGACCAGCCCCACCGACAAGCCCAUCACAGCCCUGCAGGACCUGUGCCUGCGCUGCGUCAGUAAACGAAUCGAAGGACGCACCCGGCAGCCUGUCACAAUGCUGGAGGCGCUGCCCCCGCACCUCGCGAGCCGACUGGUGGAAGAGCUGAAGAAGGCCGGGGUGCUCAGACCGAAGACGCUGAAUUUGUUCUUGCCCUGUCAUCUGCAAUAUUUGACGUUAGACUGCUACAAGUACACCACCAACGAGUUGCUGCAAGCGGCAAGGCUCCACGUCCACAUCAGUAGGCUGAGUCUCAGUGCUUGCCCGCUACUCACUGAUCAGGCCUUCCUCUCCAUCAACAGUCUGAAGAAGCUUCAGUAUCUGAACGUAAGCAAUAACAAACAACUCACAGAUGGUAUUCUAUACUCAAUCAAAGAUUUGUCAAACCUGGUGACGUUAGCAUUGGAGGAGACUUCGGUGAGUGAUGAAGGAGUCAAGGUGCUAGCCUCAUCACCAUCAAUGAGUCAACUAACACAUCUCAGUCUCAACAGAACAAACGUGUCAGACAGCAUGCUUCCUUUCCUCACAGUUUUCACAAAUUUGAGAAGCCUUGGCCUGGAGCAGACAAAGGUAUCCCAACUGGACGGUAUUGAGGCCCUUGUCAGUCUGCGUUCUCUCAACAUUGCCAGGAACCGCAUCACCCUUCAGGCUCUGGACCGACUGAGUCGACUGCCUGAACUCACGGCUCUCAACGUGAUGCUGAUAGAAGGCAUGACUGGAGAUGAUGUACUGCACCAUCUGCAAGGCCUGGAACUAAAGCAGCUUCAGAUGCCAGACAGACACACGACAACCAACAUGGGCUUGUGCUGCAUUGCUGGCAUGCCGCUGGUCGCAUUGGAUCUGACUGACUACAUUCACAUUACAGAUCAAGGCAUCCAUCACAUCGCUGAUAUGACCAGUCUGACCAAGUUGUCUCUCAACAAUACCAAGAUCACGGACGUGGCUCUGGAAUAUAUCAAAGGGUUGGUUGAGUUGAAGGAGCUUCAUUUGGACCGUACAGCCGUCACGGACCAUGGAGCUAUGGCCAUCGGCAGCUUCAGAAAGCUGGAGGUGCUCAGCAUGGCAGCCACACAGAUUAAGAAUAGGUUUCUUCGUUCUGAGACUCUGAAUAAGUGUGAGCAUCUGACAAGACUGAACCUGAGCAAAACUGAUGUGUCUAACAGAGGCAUUGAGGCCGUGCAGUUGCCCCACCUGUCCCUCCUGAAUCUGGACUCUACCUGUGUCACAGUGGAAGGUGCCAAUCGCAUGCACGGCUGCCCUAGCCUCAAGCUGGUUCGUACCAAUAACCUGCGAGUCAAUAGGGGUGAAGAUGAUGAUGAUGACUAAAAAAAACCAACAUUUUAUUUGCUUUCCAACCCUAUCUGUUCAAGGAUGCAAUUGAAUGUUAAACAGAGUGGUGGUUUAUCAAGGACAGUCGGUUAAUUUGUUAAUGUUACUUAACCACUUCGCACCAGGAUUAUUUUGACAUUGACCGGAUCAAGACGCGGGAUUGUUUUUCACAAACCUCGAUGCCAGACAGGUUCAGGCCGUCAUCUGCGGGUAGCACACCCAGAUAUUUCCGGCCUCGCUCGCUGUGAGCGGGACGCAGACAGAUAUUUCCGGCCUCGCUCGUUGCAUGUUUAUCUGUUCCGAAAACCACAAAACCUUUGCGUGUAAAUGAAGGCCUCUGUGGUGUCCACAUGUAACUUGCGUAACAUUUUGAUACAGAGAUUGUCAAAAGAGGUCCAUAUAAGAUCGUCACAGGAAUAUAAUUUUUAAUGGAUGAAUUUCCAUCUGGGGUACUUACUGUGAGACACUGUUGUCAUAAAAUCUUCAAUUGAUCUGCUACUAAAAUGGUUUAACAGCUAAAUCUCUCA
Messenger RNA from Patiria miniata (bat star), 3527 nucleotides. RefSeq lists its product as uncharacterized. Gene Ontology annotation, cellular component: SCF ubiquitin ligase complex. Lineage: Eukaryota; Metazoa; Echinodermata; Asteroidea; Valvatida; Asterinidae. The transcript is spliced from 21 exons. The record is from RefSeq and is a predicted model, not a curated record. Gene Ontology annotation, molecular function: protein binding. Bases 103 to 2997 code for a protein of 964 amino acids. Gene Ontology annotation, biological process: SCF-dependent proteasomal ubiquitin-dependent protein catabolic process.